AGUCAACUCAGACUAGUAAAGAUGUACAAGGCAGAGAUGGGUAGUCAACUAGUAAAGAUGUACAAGGCAGAGGUGGGUAGUCAACUAGUAAAGAUGUACAAGGCAGAGAUGGGUAGUCAACUAGUAAAGAUGUACAAGGCAGAGAUGGGUAGUCAACUAGUAAAGAUGUACAAGGCAGAGGUGGGUAGUCAACUCAGACUAGUAAAGAUGUACAAGGCAGAGAUGGGUAGUCAACUAGUAAAAAUGUACAAGGCAGAGGUGGGUAGUCAACUAGUAAAGAUGUACAAGGCAGAGAUGGGUAGUCAACUAGUAAAGUUGUACAAGGCAGAGAUGGGUAGUCAACUAAUAAAGAUGUACAAGGCAGAGAUGGGUAGUCAACUAGUAAAGAUGUACAAGGCAGAGAUGGGUAGUCAACUAGUAAAGAUGUACAAGGCAGAGGUGGGUAGUCAACUCAGACUAGUAAAGAUGUACAAGGCAGAGAUGGGUAGUCAACUCAGACUAGUAAAGAUGUACAAGGCAGAGAUGGGUAGUCAACUAAUAAAGAUGUACAAGGCAGAGAUGGGUAGUCAACUAGUAAAGAUGUACAAGGCAGAGAUGGGUAGUCAACUCAGACUAGUAAAGAUGUACAAGGCAGAGAUGGGUAGUCAACUAAUAAAGAUGUACAAGGCAGAGAUGGGUAGUCAACUAGUAAAGGUGUACAAGGCAGAGAUGGGUAGUCAACUCAGACUAGUAAAGAUGUACAAGGCAGAGAUGGGUAGUCAACUAGUAAAGAUGUACAAGGCAGAGGUGGGUAGUCAACUCAGACUAGUAAAGAUGUACAAGGCAGAGAUGGGUAGUCAACUAGUAAAGAUGUACAAGGCAGAGGUGGGUAGUCAACUAGUAAAGAUGUACAAGGCAGAGGUGGGUAGUCAACUAGUAAAGAUGUACAAGGCAGAGAUGGGUAGUCAACUAGUAAAGAUAUACAAGGCAGAGGUGGGUAGUCAACUAGUAAAGAUGUACAAGGCAGAGAUGGUUAGUCAACUCAGACUAGUAAAGAUGUACAAGGCAGAGAUGGGUAGUCAACUCAGACUAGUAAAGAUGUACAAGGCAGAGGUGCUUGCCAAGUUCCCCGUCAUUCAACACUUCAUGUUUGGCAGCUUAUUAACACUUCAACCUGUGACAUGAGGCCAGAUACAGUUGUCAUGGAAAUAGGAUGGUCAGCAUAGAAACAUGAAGCUCUUGCAAGCAAUCAGUGUUUGUGGCAUUCCAUGUAUCAUGGGUAGAUCAAUAUCAUCACUGUGAUCAACACAAGGGAUGUCCGGUCUCCAAAGAUCAGUAUGGAAUGGUUCAUGGUUGGUAGGAGUUACCUCCCUUCAACUGUAGUGACGUGAUCAGUGCAAACCUGAAGUGGAUCCAGUCAAAUAACAGACUCUAAACUAACAUAUUUUCUUGCUGUAAGUUUAUACAUUAUCAGAAAUAACUGCCUUCAUUUUGAUGUUAUCUGUUUGUAUUUUGAUAUCUUGAAUGUCAAUAACAUGUCAGCCAUGUAUUAAAAAAAUUGAAAUUAUCCUUGAAUUGAUGUGAUUACUAGAGGUUGGAAUGUUGUUUCUUUUCACAUUAAAAUGCUUCAGCUUGUUGUUUAAGAGUUUCAGGGCUACAUGCUUCUUGUAUUGAUACAGCUGGGGUGUCUCUCUGGCCACUGAUGCUGGACUGUAGCUGGUCACCCACUGACCAAGUAACAGUGUACUUUAGGCCGUUACAAAGUCAUUAUUGGAGAGUCAUUCCUGUCUCACUACCAAACCUCCCACCUCAUGGCGUGUCAAUGUCACUUCAUCCAUACAGAAAAUAGCAACAAGUAGCCCUUUCUUCCUUGAUGGAUGCAUUUCACCCUAUCUGCAGCUCCCACAAACAAGUUGCUUCAUGUGAUUUACAAACCUCCAGUUUGUUUAGAAAAAAAUGUAAAAAAUACAAUGCCUCCUCCAAGACAAUUUGGACAAAAAUCUGAUAAUUAGUUGAUUGUUGCCUUGUUAGGUUUAUUUUACUAAGCAAGAAAUAACGCCAACAACAUUCCCCAAGACACAUUUUCCCUUUACACUUUAUCCCACUUUUGAUGUCUGUAACUGUACAUCCGUACACUGAAAUACACCAACCCUGUACACCAGCCACAUUCCUGGUACAGAUUUAUUGGAAUACAUUUUGUCUGGCCUCAGAAGAAUGGUGUAUUUCCUCAGUUGAAAAAGUGCUUUUUAUUUACGUUUUUUAAUGGAUAAUCUUAUUUGAACACAAAUUAGGCAACUUUGUUUUCCUUUUGAGUACAUGGUUGUACAAGAGACAGAUAUCAAUUGCAAGUAAUGGUCGGAUGAUCACUGUAGCUUUGUACUUGGAGAAAACCCUGGUUACAUUAUUAAACUGUUUUAUUAUCUACCUCAUGGUUCAAUAGUUAAGCUAAGACCUGUUAUCCUCUGUUCCCUUCUCUCUAAUGCUGACAUUAAUUAUAAGCUAUAAUGCUGGUCUGCUGGGGGUUACAGUCACAUCACUGGAACCAACGGACAUCUUCAGAUCGUCAUCUGUACCACUCAUGAUAUAAAGAUUUUACACUAACACAGUGUUUGUUAUACACGAAGAGAUACAACACAUUUCAAAUAAAAUAUAUAGAUGUAU
Messenger RNA from Haliotis rufescens (red abalone), 2640 nucleotides. RefSeq names its product serine/threonine-protein phosphatase 2A activator-like. NCBI's taxonomy places the organism in Eukaryota, Metazoa, Mollusca, Gastropoda, Lepetellida, Haliotidae. Gene Ontology annotation, biological process: mitotic spindle organization. Gene Ontology annotation, cellular component: protein phosphatase type 2A complex; cytoplasm; nucleus. Gene Ontology annotation, molecular function: peptidyl-prolyl cis-trans isomerase activity; protein tyrosine phosphatase activator activity. The transcript has 3 exons. The record is from RefSeq and is a predicted model, not a curated record. Bases 22 to 1164 code for a protein of 380 amino acids.